GUCAGGAAGUUAUUGCAUUAGAAGAAGAGACGUUGCCUUGUUAUGACAUGCACCGACCGUGGAACAGUGAUUAGUAAUAUUGCUGCCAAAUCAUGCAUAAUUUUAUUACAUAAUUCAAAAGAUACAUAGCGGUCCAUCAUUCUAAUUAGGAGAAUCUGGUGCCCAGCAAUGUUACUAUUUUUCCAUACCUGGCUUUGCGCUUUGAGUUUUCUUAUCUGCGCACCUGCGUUUGAUGCUAAAGACAAACUCAAUGUUUUAUUUAUUAUGGCGGACGAUAUGAGGCCAACUUUGGGGUGUUACGGAGACCCAAUUGUGAAGUCGCCAAAUAUUGAUCAACUUGCUUCCAAAAGCAAAGUUUUUCUCCAAGCAUACGCACAGCAAGCAGUGUGUGGACCAAGUCGGACGUCAAUGUUGACCAGUCGCAGACCAGACACAACGAGAUUGUAUGACUUUAAUUCCUAUUGGAGAGUCCACGCGGGAAACUACACAACUCUGCCGCAGUACUUCAAAUCACGGGGAUACACCACCAUGUCGGUUGGCAAGGUUUUUCACCCUGGAAUAGCCUCCAACCACACAGAUGAUUACCCAUACAGCUGGUCUGUACCCCCCUAUCAUCCGGCCUCUUUCGCCUACGAAAAGGAGAAGAUGUGCAGGGGCAGUGAUGGCAAGCUUCACGAGAACCUGCUGUGCGCUGUGAACGUGACCCAGAUGCCCCUGGCCACCCUGCCAGACCUGGAGAGCACGAAGGAAGCCACGAGGCUGCUGGAGGCUGCCGCCCGGGCCGGCGACGCCUUCUUCCUGGCCGUGGGCUUCCACAAACCCCACAUCCCCUUCAGGAUACCUCAGGAGUACCUAAGCCUGUAUCCCCUGGAGAAGAUGAGCCUGGCCCCAGACCCAUACGUGCCGCCGGGCCUCCCCAGCGUGGCCUACAACCCCUGGAUGGACCUGAGGAGGAGAGAGGAUGUCCGGGACCUUAACACCAGCUUCCCCUACGGACCCAUCCCCCAAGACUUCCAGCUGAAGAUUCGGCAGCACUACUUUGCGGCCGUGUCAUACAUUGACACCCAGGUGGGACGACUGCUGAGCGCCCUAGAUGAGCUGGGUUUAGCUGAUCAGACCAUGGUGGUCUUCAGCUCCGACCACGGCUGGUCUCUCGGUGAACACGGGGAGUGGGCCAAGUACAGCAACUUUGAAGUAGCCACACGCGUUCCUCUGAUGUUCUACGUACCUGGCUUGACGACAGAGUUCGGUUGGCCAGAAGCAGGAAAGAACUUCCCCUUCAUAGAUGUCUUCAACCAAUCGGAGGAGGUCUUCAAAGCGGGGAGUGUGGUGAGGAAUGUGGUGGAGCUGGUGGAUGUGUUCCCCACGGUGUCCUACCUGGCUGGGCUGCGGGCACCUCACCCCUGCCCUGACGUCUCCUUCAAGGUGCAGCUGUGCACCGAGGGGAGCAACCUGGCUUACAACUUUGGCCGGCGGGAAAGAGGGAGGGACUCAGAAGCCAUCGCCUUCAGCCAGUACCCCCGCCCCUCCAACACGCCCCAGGUGAACUCCGACCUCCCAGACCUGAAGGACAUCCGGGUCAUGGGCUACUCCAUGCGCUCCUGGGAUUAUCGCUACACUUUAUGGGUGACCUUUGACCCCGCCUCCUUCCAGGCCAACAUGUCGGACGUACACGCCGGCGAGCUAUACAUGCUGGAGGACGACCCCGGUGAGGACAACAACCUGUACAAUGCCACGCAUCACGCCAUGCUGCUGAGGAAGAUGAGCUACUUCCAUCCUCAUCAGCCUGACUGGCGUUGGAAUCUUCGACAGCAGCUCCUCUACAUCACCGCAGAGAUGAAAGCCAGCAUGACAUCACUGUAGCCUGUAAACUAAAGACAGGACUUCCCAACAGAAUCCCAAUGAGAUCUACUGAGAAUCUGCUCAACAACAAGGGUCGUUCUAGAAGGGUUUUCUGUGUGAGCAGGAUGGAGCCACUACUGAACAGCCUCCUACAGUCAUGCUGAUGCCAGUUCAGUCCUCCUAGUUUACCACCAGUGGGAGGGAUUCUAAACGCAGUCCCAGUGUGUGUGAGAGAGAUAGGAAAUGGAACAUGUAGAGCAUACAAACACUUUCUGAAUGUCUUCAGACUCAUUGAGGGAAUUAAACUUACUCUGUGAAACAGGGCAUUUACUCAAAACAAAUUGCUCUUUUUUUGCAAGGACGAGCUGUAGUUUCAACUGUACAAAUGGAGUGUGUGUGUGUGUGUGUGUGUGUGUGUGUGUGUGUGUGUGUGUAGAAAUGUUUUUGUUUCAAGGGAGGUCCUUGGCCUCAGGUUGAGCAUCACUGAAGCAUUGUAACAGUUGUUCAAUAAUGCACAUACGUUUCUGCCAGAUUUAAUGCAGAAAUAGUAUCGAAUGUACUGUAAAACAAAAAAAAGAAACAAUAUGCAUAGUGGAGUAUAGAAUGAGAGAAAUAAUGAUCAAAAGAUAGGACUAGUCAUGGUUGACAUAUUGAUUAUCUCUGUAAAAACAUAUAUUUUGUAAAUAUAGUUUUGGAUGUGUCCAGUUCAAAUAAAUGUAUUUGGUAGCAG
This is a messenger RNA of Osmerus eperlanus (European smelt), 2572 nucleotides long. RefSeq names its product iduronate 2-sulfatase (gene ids). Gene Ontology annotation, molecular function: iduronate-2-sulfatase activity. The transcript has 10 exons. NCBI's taxonomy places the organism in Eukaryota, Metazoa, Chordata, Actinopteri, Osmeriformes, Osmeridae. The record is from RefSeq and is a predicted model, not a curated record. Gene Ontology annotation, cellular component: cytoplasm. Bases 169 to 1863 code for a protein of 564 amino acids.